This is a messenger RNA of Capsella rubella, 512 nucleotides long. RefSeq names its product dynein light chain 2, cytoplasmic. Gene Ontology annotation, molecular function: dynein intermediate chain binding; dynein light intermediate chain binding. The transcript has 2 exons. Gene Ontology annotation, biological process: microtubule-based process. Gene Ontology annotation, cellular component: dynein complex. Bases 49 to 384 code for a protein of 111 amino acids. Lineage: Eukaryota; Viridiplantae; Streptophyta; Magnoliopsida; Brassicales; Brassicaceae. The record is from RefSeq and is a predicted model, not a curated record.
UCGAGUUUAAACAAAAUUAGUUCUAAGAAUUAAUAUAUAAAACACAGGAUGUUAGAAGGGAAAGCUGUAAUGGCUGAGACAGAUAUGAAGCAAACAAUGAAGGAAGAUGCUCUCAGUUUGGCCUCCAAAGCCCUUGAUUGCUUUGAUGUCACCGAACCCACUCAAAUCGCCCGUUUCAUCAAGAAGGAAUUUGAUAGAAUAUACGGAUCAGGGUGGCAAUGCGUUGUUGGGACGCAUUUCGGAUCGUUUGUGACUCAUUGCAGUGGCUGCUUCAUCCAUUUCUCCGUUGGCAGCCUUACCAUUUUGCUUUUCAAGGGUUCAGCCGGUGAACCAGCGUCCCGGACCGACGAUCUAGCUAGUUUAGACAAUAUUCUUGUAAAGUAGUCAAAGUUAUCUUUUAGUGUUAUGUUAAAAUCAUUCAAAUUGUUUCAGUACGAUUGCAAUCAUGAUUAACCGUUUAUGAAUGUUUCAAAAGACAAAUAGGCAAAUACUAUUAUAUUGCUCUCUCACAA